Bursaphelenchus okinawaensis is the source of this 1236-nucleotide messenger RNA. NCBI's taxonomy places the organism in Eukaryota, Metazoa, Nematoda, Chromadorea, Rhabditida, Aphelenchoididae. The record is from the annotation of a GenBank genome assembly.
AUGGUACACAGUAUUAGGCUUACUGUAAGUGUUGUUUUAUUAUGUGGAGUUUUGCCUGGUAAGUUGUUUUUUAAAAGUUUGCUUUUUUUGUUUUGUAAACAAAGUCCUUGCCAUUUUCUGUUUUGUAAAGAAAAUUCUUGUUAUUUUUUGUUUUGUAAAGAAAGUUCUUGCUAUUUUUUGUUUUGUAAAGAAAGUUCUUGCCAUUUUUUACUUUGACAUUCUAUUUUGACCACUACAUAGUAUUAUUUACUAUAGUAAAAGUGACAUUUCAGUCACAUUUUAAGAAAGAAAGUUCCUGCCAUUUUUUACUUUGACAUUCUAUUUUGACCACUACAUAGUAUUAUUUACUAUAGUAAAAGUGACAUUUCAGUCACAUUUUAAGAAAGAAAGUUCCUGCCAUUUUUUACUUUGACAUUCUAUUUUGACCACUACAUAGUAUUAUUUACUAUAGUAAAAGUGACAUUUCAGUCACAUUUUAAGAAAGAAAGUUCUUGCCAUUUUUUACUUUGACAUUCUACUUUGACCACUACAUAGUAUUAUUUACUAUAGUAAAAGUGACAUUUCAGUCACAUUUUAAGAAAGAAAGUUCCUGCCAUUUCAGCCCGCACCGUUGCGAUAUGGUGUUUUCAAGGGGGCAAAGAGAUCAAACCGACCCAAUGCCCUGAAGGUGUUCAGGAGUGUUUCAAGUUUGAAUGUCUUGGAGAAUAUGAAUCCAAAUUUACCGCUAGAGGCUGUGGUUUGACUACUGGGUUGUCUACCAGGAAUGAGAGCUGUGCACAGGUAAUUCAUAAGUUUUUGUCACUUUUUAUCGUAUUUUAAGAGUUUUUCGAAAAUGGAAGUUUAGUGGAAGAUUUGUAAUGUAGUUUGCACUGAAAAUCUUCCACUGAACUUCCACUUCAAAAAGGUGUUGAAAACGUAUUUUUAGGUUAUUUUAAGGCAUGUUUGAAAUGGAAGUUGAGUGGAAGAUUUUCAGUACAAAAUACGUUACAAAUCUUCCACUCAGCUUCCACUUUUAAAAAAUCGCUUUUUUGCUUUGUAAAGAAAGUUCUUGCCAUUUCACUUAAAAUUCACAAAUUUCAGGCAAAAUCAGUGUGCGACCAGUACGGCAAGCCGGGUUUGUGCGAGAUUUGUAGCGAUAAACACACUUGUAAUGGUGACUACUCGGUACAGCCUUAUCUGUAUGUACUGUAUACAAUGUUGUUCAUCUAUAGCAUUCUGUUUUUGCCACGGAAUUAG